This is a messenger RNA of Nipponia nippon (crested ibis), 1767 nucleotides long. RefSeq names its product pyridine nucleotide-disulphide oxidoreductase domain 2 (gene PYROXD2). The record is from RefSeq and is a predicted model, not a curated record. Gene Ontology annotation, molecular function: oxidoreductase activity. Lineage: Eukaryota; Metazoa; Chordata; Aves; Pelecaniformes; Threskiornithidae.
AUGGCAGCUGGGCUCCGGGCAAGGCUGGGCACGGGCUGCUCUUCCUGCUGGCUGUGGGGCUGGCAUCUGUUCCCGGGGCUGCCGGGAGCACGGCUGUCCCAUGCCAGGGCUGCAGACCAGCUGCAGCAGGAGUACGACGCAGUGGUGAUCGGGGCAGGGCACAACGGGCUGGUGGCAGCUGCCUACCUGCAGCGGGCAGGGGUGCGCACGGCCGUGCUGGAGAAACGCCACGUGCUGGGCGGCGCAGCCGUCACAGAGGAGAUUGUGCCAGGCUUCAAGUUCUCUCGGGCAUCGUACCUGCUCAGCCUGCUGCGGCCGCAGAUCUACACUGAGCUGGAGCUGCAGCGGCACGGUCUGAGGGUGCUCCCGCGGGACCCCUACUCCUUCACCCCACUGCUGGAGGAUAAGAGCCCCCCUCGCUCCCUCCUGCUAGGGCACAACAUGGCCCAGACCCAGCAGCAGAUUGCUCAGUUCUCCCAGAAGGAUGCGCAGGCUUACCCUGAGUAUGAGGCAUUCAUGGGGGGCUUGGUGUCGGCCCUUGACCCGCUGCUGGAUGCCCCUCCAGUGGAUACAGCUGUCCUGGGGCAGGGAUCUCUGAUCCAGCGGCUCAGGGCCCUGCAAACCCUGCGGCCACUGCUGCGGGCAGGGCUGGCGCUGGGGAGGCAGCUGCCCCGCUAUUACGAAGUGCUCACAGCCCCCAUCUCCAAAAUCCUGGAUCAGUGGUUUGAGUCGGAACCCCUGAAGGCAACUCUGGCUACUGACGCAGUGAUCGGAGCCAUGGCCAGCCCCCACACCCCUGGCAGUGGGUAUGUGCUGUUGCAUCAUGUGAUGGGUGAGCUAGAAGGACGGCGGGGGGCCUGGGGCUACGUGGCUGGUGGGAUGGGGGCCCUGUCCCAAGCCAUUGCCUGCACAGCGGCUGCCCAUGGAGCCCACAUCUUUACUGAGAAGGCGGUGUGCCGUGUCCUCCUGGGCAGGGAUGGGCGGGCGCAGGGCGUUGUGCUGCAGGACGGGACUGAGGUGAGGAGCAAACUGGUUCUGUCCAAUGCCUCCCCCCAAAUCACCUUCCUGGAGCUCACCCCCCAGGAGCAGCUGCCAAAUGAUUUUGUCCAGCGGAUCCGGCAGGUCGACACGCGCUCCCCUGUCACCAAGAUCAACGUGGCCGUGAAUCAGCUGCCGAGCUUCCUGGCUGCCCCCAACACCCGUGACGGCCGGCCCCUGCCCCACCACCAGUGCUCCAUCCAUCUCAACUGCGAGGGCACCCACCUCCUGCACCAGGCCUUCACUGAGGCCACCCAUGGGCACCCCUCCAGCAGGCCCAUGAUUGAGCUCUGCAUCCCCUCGGCGCUGGACCCGGGGCUGGCCCCACGGGGCUGCCACGUCGUGUCCCUCUUCACCCAGUACACCCCCUCCGUGCUGGCGGGCGGGCAGCCCUGGGAUGAGCAGGCCAGAAAUGCAUAUGCAGACACGGUGUUUGACUGCAUCGAAGCCUAUGCCCCGGGGUUCAAGGCAUCCGUCAUCGGCAGGGACAUCCUGACACCACCAGACCUGGAAAGGAUCUUCGGGCUGCCCGGUGGGAACAUCUUCCAUGGAGGGAUGUCUCUGGACCAGCUGUACUUCGCCCGGCCAGCACCAUCCUACUCAGGCUAUCGGUCCCCAAUUCCCAGCUUGUACCUGUGUGGAAGCGGAGCCCACCCUGGAGGAGGAGUGAUGGGAGCAGCGGGACGCAAUGCCGCCCGGGUGGCCCUCAAGGACUUCAGGCGCCUGUGA